AUGCAAAAAGAGGAAACGUUGUUUUAUGCUUUUCUUCUUUUAAUCCCCAUCGUAGGCACUUGGAUAUAUUUAAAAAUUGUGGAAAUUAAAAAAAAAAAAAAAAGUGACUAUUUUGGCGAGGAUGACAUAGCAAGUACACAAGGGGAAGACCAAAACGAGUGUUGUCAUUCCGUGCCUGGUCAACAUAAAAAUCUUUCCAGAAGAAAGAUCAUCAGCAUGGAGGACACUGCGUCUUUUUGUGUUAAUUCACAAGUCAACAAUUUGAAUGCUACUUCACGGGGCGAUGAAAUGGAAGCUCGGAGCGUCGAAGGUGUAGGGAAGGACGCCGUUUCGGGAGGAUCCGCGGGGAAAGAUGCGGGGGAUAAUUUAUCCAGUGGAGAGUCCAAAAAGGAGCCGGAAGCGCUCACCGAACGGUGCGGCGGGGGAAGUACGGCGGAUAAAUGUCAGAUGGAAGGAGCCCAAACGAAGGAGGGAUCCCUCGAGCGAAUUUGUCAGUAUAGCGAAAAGGACAAGUCCGAAGUGGGAGCCGCAUCGGAGGGAAAGAAGGGCCUCGGGAGGGGUAGCGAAAGCACCAUGGAAAGCCUCCCAGGCAUCAGUUAUGUGAAAGCCCAGACGGGGGACCCAGCACAUGAUAAUGAUAAAGUAAGCGCCAACGACAACGACAAAAAAGAAAGUGGCCACUUAGACAGCCAAGAAAAACAUAAUGCCACAUAUGCGAAGCAGCCACAUAACACGACAAAGAGAGAGGACAUAAACGAAGAACUGAAUAAGGAAGACAUGAAUGGUCAUGUGAGGAAUUACUACAGUGACAAUUAUAUAAGUAAGGAUGAUUAUGAGAAUACCAGUUCGCACCUGAGUUCGUCGGUGGAGGAUGAUGACUCGGAGGAAAUGAGCUCCAACGAGGGCGACUCUGAUAGGAGUGAGGACUCCUCCGCCGAUAAGAGGAGUUCGUCUGUCUUCAGUGAGGACUAUGACGAGGAGGAAGACGAGGAUGUUGAAGACGACGAAUAUAGUAACGAUGGCGAUGAUGAGGAGGAUGAAGAUGGCAAGUGCGCGAAAGACCAGGACGGAGGAGGUGGGCAGAACAUAGAAGAGAUGAAGUACCAAGGAAAUGAGUUAUUCAAAAAGGGGGACUACAAGGAGGCCAUCUUUUACUACAAUAAGGCUUUAAAAAAAUGCAAGGAUAAAAGUACCAAGUCGAUUCUGUACUCCAAUAGGGCAGCUUGCUAUUCACAUUUAGCGAACUGGAAUCAGGUGGUCGAAGACUGCAAUAAGUCCAUCAACUAUAAUGAGAGUUUUGUGAAGUCCUACAUACGCAGGAGUAAUGCAUAUGAGCAGCUGGAAAAAUAUAAUGACGCGUCGAACGACUUGAAUAAAGCCAUAUCUCUCGAUUCGUCCUUGCUGGCAAACUACGAAAUGAAACAGAAGAAAUUAAAGUACCUGGCUGAACAGCAAUUAAAUAAAGAAAAGGAAGAAAUGGUGGGCAAAUUAAAAGACUUUGGUAAUUUGCUGCUAGGGAAAGUGGGAUUGUCACUUGAUAAUUUUGAAGUGCAAAAAAAUCCAAACAAUGAUGGUUCUUUUAACAUUCAAUUUAAGCAAAAUAAGUAA
Molecule: messenger RNA, 1608 nt
Organism: Plasmodium fragile
Lineage: Eukaryota; Apicomplexa; Aconoidasida; Haemosporida; Plasmodiidae
Exons: 1
Coding region: 1-1608 (535 amino acids)
Molecular function (GO): protein binding
Source: RefSeq, a predicted model, not a curated record